This is a messenger RNA of Mercurialis annua (annual mercury), 1046 nucleotides long. RefSeq names its product cytochrome c oxidase subunit 6b-1. Lineage: Eukaryota; Viridiplantae; Streptophyta; Magnoliopsida; Malpighiales; Euphorbiaceae. The transcript is spliced from 5 exons. Gene Ontology annotation, cellular component: respiratory chain complex IV; mitochondrion. Bases 172 to 747 code for a protein of 191 amino acids. The record is from RefSeq and is a predicted model, not a curated record.
GCCAAAAGUGAGCGAACACCUGAAUUUCCCAUCAGCUGAAUAAGAGUAGUAAAACAGUACAAACCUUGUCUCCACUUAACCUAAACCCCAAUCUACUGCUCUUCUUUUUUCUUUCAGGCCGUCCCUUUGCUGGAACCACUUACCCAAAUCUGAUCCUUUCCUUUCCCAGCAAUGGCGGAUACUGCAACAUCUCAAACUCCUUCCUUAUCCCAGCAUUAUUUAUUGGAGAAGUCAGGUGAAGUAGGUUCUAAACCUGUGGAAGUAAAAGAAGACGCGAAGCCUGAAACUACCGUGUCUGCUGAACCUGCCGCAGCGAAAGUCGAGGAAGCACCUGCAGCUGCUGCUGCUGAAGAAAUAGCACAAGAUACUACUCCUGCUGCUGCUGCUGCCGAAGAAACCACUGAAAUUAAUACUGCUGCUGAAAGCAGUAGUCAAGAUACUCCUGCUGAUGAUGCAGAAAGCAGUGAAACCAGUCUAGAAGAGAGUUCAAAUGAGCCAGAAGCUGCUGAUGAGGCACCAGAGAUAAAGCUUGAGACAGCACCAGCUGACUUCCGUUUCCCAACUACAAAUCAGUCAAGGCACUGCUUUACCCGAUAUGUUGAGUACCACCGGUGUGUAGCUGCUAAGGGGGAAGGUGCACAAGAGUGCGACAAAUUUGCCAAAUUUUACCGCUCCCUUUGUCCUGGUGAAUGGGUUGACAGAUGGAAUGAGCAGAGGGAGAAUGGAACUUUUCCAGGCCCUCUGUAGAAGGUUCUUGUUGGAAGUAUGUAUCCAAGUUUGCACCAUCUGAUCAUUUUCUUUAAUGAAGGUUAUAUUCUUAAGGAAUGCCCUAUUUACUCAACGAGUUAAUAAGAAAUUUUGGCUUGUCCAUUAGAACUAUAGCUGACUACAGAAAUGCUUUAGUUUUUGUUGCCGAUCAUCUUCAAAGAUGAUGGUUCUUUCUCCAUUUAAUCUCCCCCUUUUAACUGUUAUAGAUUACUGUUUGAGCCUAAGAAAAAAUGUUUGCAUUACUUCCCUCGUAAUAAAGAGGCACCGCUUUCUGAUUA